Camellia sinensis is the source of this 423-nucleotide messenger RNA. Lineage: Eukaryota; Viridiplantae; Streptophyta; Magnoliopsida; Ericales; Theaceae. The record is from RefSeq and is a predicted model, not a curated record.
AUGGAACUGAGGGGUAUAACAUUUUUGGUAACUAAGGAUAAGCGUGGUUGUCUUUACUUACAAAAGAAGAUUGGGGAGGCUAACCCUGAGGAGAUUGAGAUGUUCUUCGAGCUCAAAGAUCAAUUUCGCAAGUUAAUGGGAGAGCAUGUCAAUCGUCUCGUUGCUAAAAUUGCUACCAACGCACUUGUCCUCUGUGAAAGUCGUUUUGGAAACUAUGUUGUACAGUUUAUACUAGCAAUGAAGGAACCAUAUGUACAACAUGCCAAAGCACACAUAUUUGCACAACUUGCGGGGAACUAUGUUAGCCUCUCCUUUAAUAAAUACAGCAGCAAUGUGGUGGAGAAGUGUUUGAAAAAGGCUGGAGAAGAUCAAGCCGAGGACUACAAAGGAGGCAUGCAAUACAUGGUACAAAGGCAUGAACCA